Molecule: messenger RNA, 8018 nt
Organism: Polypterus senegalus (gray bichir)
Lineage: Eukaryota; Metazoa; Chordata; Cladistia; Polypteriformes; Polypteridae
Gene: zc3h11a
Product: zinc finger CCCH-type containing 11A
Exons: 16
Coding region: 3793-6483 (896 amino acids)
Molecular function (GO): metal ion binding
Source: RefSeq, a predicted model, not a curated record
UUUCUGGGAGGACAUCGAGUCAGACAGCGGAAAGGAGUGGAACUGAGUUGUUCAAAUAUUCACGAGGGAACACACGCGUUACAGUAAUUAAAAAAUAACUCGGGUAACUUUAUUGCUAUUUAAUAAGUGUAAUUAGUGCGAGUUCUUUGAAUAGAAUGACAAUUAUUUUCAUUGUUUACCGCUCUAACGCAUUUUGAAGGGGGCUUGUUACGGCUAUAAAUGGCGGCGGGCCUUGUCUCUUGAUGUUAUGGUUAACGAUACAUUAAAUGUAAUAAUUACGUAUGCAUCUAAGGUGCCUUAUAUUUGUGUUCAUAGUUGAUUGAUGUUUUUUUUUUCUUAAUUGUGUUUGUUCCCAUCACUGCCGUGUAUACGUAUUUUGUAUAACGAGCCGAGGCCUGUUCUUGACUAAUUUCGUCCCAGUUUCCAAAAUUGAAAAAAAAAAUCUCUUUAAAAAGGAAAUAUAAAUAGGCUGAAAAUCGAAAGUUUAGAAAUUAAUAUAGCAAUGCAGGUGUAUUCAUUAAGUUCCUAGAAUUUCUAAUUUAGUAACCCAGUUUGUUUUCGCCUACAGUAUCAACCUUGCAUAGCGAGUACUGUUUAAGAGCCUAUGCAUUACUUGAUUGCGUAAGUAGAAAUCGUUGAGUAGUUUAAUGUUAACUGUACAUACAUUACAGUGCAAACGUCUUUGGCACCGGGUUUUUUUUUUUUUUUAAAUAAAUACUGUCUUUUUUUUUUUCCUCUUAUGGAUUAGUGUGUCAAUAGAAAAUAGUAAACUUCAGAUUUUCCAACAUUUGUCUCCUAAAGUAUUAAAUAUGUUAAUUUAGUUUUCGUUAAAGUAAUGCAUUAAAAACUUUACCACUUCUGACGAUAAAAUUAUCACUUUUUAUGCCUGUAGCUCAGUGCAUUAUCAAACAAAGAUGACCAACCCUUACUUAUGACCAAUGAUAUAAAGAGUUGAUUUGAAAUAAACUGAUUAGUGACAGAUGUGAAGUCAAAUCCGUUCAAAAACCUUCAAAUCAAUUCUUACCAUGGCAAAAGUGAACAUGGCAACAAGAUACAAGAUAGUUCACCUGCAUCAGAAAGGUGUCUCCCAAGCAGAAAUUUCACGGCAGACAGGUGUUUCAAGAUGCGCUGUUCAAGCUCUUUUAAAGAAGUACAAUGACACUGGCAAGGUUGAGGACCAAAAACGCAGUGGUCGGCCACGGAAACUGAGUUUAUUGGAUGAGAGAUACAUAAAACUAGCUUCUCUUUUAAAUUUGAAAAAGUCCAGCACUGCUAUCAGCUCUGAACUUGCAGAAACAACUGGAACCCAAGUACACCCAUCUACGGUACAGAGGAGUCUUGUUAGAAGUUGUCUUCGUGGGCAAAUUAAUGAUAAAAAGAAACUUUUUCAAAGUGGAAGCAAAGUCAAGAGAGUUACUGGAAAAAAGAAACUUCUUCAAAGUGGAAACAAAGUCAAGAGACACACAAAAAUGUGAGGGCUAGGGUGUUGGAAGAGCAUUGAGUUCUGUGACAAUUGGAAAGGCCUCCACAGAGCCCUAAACAAGGUUGUCUGGGAUUCCCAAGAGAGACCGGAGCAAUGGUGACACCCAAAGUGUGCAGAAGAAUUGUGGCAAGUUCACUAAGGCACUUGUAACAAACUGCAAGCCAGAUUACUUCUAAAACUGCAUGACAGGAUAGCUAAGAGAACUGAUGCAGCUUUAAAGGCGAAGAGUGGUCAAAACAAGUGCCCCUUAUUGUACCUUUUUGAUGUUUAGAACAUUUUCAGUAUUUUUGAAAUCAUCUGCACAUUUCAGAUUUUUUUUAACGUGUGCCAAAGAUGUUUGCACAGUACUGUGGUGUUUGUGUUUUCUGGUUGAAAGGUAGUAAAAGCAAAGGGGCAACAAUGUUGUUAGUUGAGUGCUUUUACAAAAAAAACAGACAAGUGUACAGCGAUACACUAAUGGAUGUACAUAAAGUCUAUGAAGAGAAUAAAACGGUCCCAAAUGAGAGGGCUUGACUGUCAGAUGUCUCAUUGGUAGCCCACUUCAGCACAUGAUAAAGAUGCUUAGUGUAUUGAUCAAGUUUUACUGUAGGAUAGUAGGAAACAUUGUCACAUUUCUGGCGUAAAACAAGCAGGAUAAUUUUCAUUCUUGUAAGCAUUAACUUUUUCCAAAAAAUGUAACCUUUUAAUUGUUCAGGUUCCCCUGUUUGUACUGAUAAUUCUAGGUUUUCAUAAAGUUUUACCAGCAGAUACUUGGUCCUCAGAAAGCAAAACAAACAAUCUGUGGAGGACCAUAUUUUCAGUGAAAACCUUUUUUUUUCAUGGCUACAGUUUACAAUCUGGUUCUUUUCAGGGUUGCAAGUACAGCAUUUUCAUAUAGAGCAUCAUGUAUAAGCAUCUGUCACCUGAUUGUCAAGAUUCGGAGGCUAAUAACACUGAUCAAUAGUAAACAUUUUGUAUGACUGAAAAUAAGCUGUAUACAUGCUUACAAAAAACAUAUUGGGUGUAAUUAAGUUAUCAUUGUACAUUACUUUUAAAACAAUUCUGGGAACAUUUUGAAGCUACAUCUUUCAAAUUAGAAGAGGCUUUCUAUAUGUAGAAGUGUUUUUUUGUGACAGAUCAUAAAUCACAGCUUUUAUUUUCAAAGACUCAAAGAUGCCUACAAAUGCAGUAUUAAUUUGCUUUUAGACUCUUUAUAGUACCAGGAGACACUCCUGUGUCUCAAUUAGUGACAUCUGUGCAUGAAAUAGUAGUAUUUGCUUGAAAAGUAGAACUUCAUUCCGUACAUUAGCCUAUGCUAUACUUUUUAGGUUUGAGUUUACUUUGUCCCAUUGAGCUUGUUCUUAAGCACAGAUGAGUUGUCUCAAAAGGGAUGAUAUAAUAAAAUGGUCAUUUUUGGUAGCUAAUUCUUGUCCAGAAUUGUUUAAUAUUAAUUAUGUUUAAUGUUUUAUUACAGUUUUAUAAAUGUACUCCAUCCAGUUUAAUCUAAAUUUUGCUGGUUUCUGCCUUUCACAGUGGAACUUUCUUUGUGUUUAACCGAAAAUCCUGAGAAAGGGGGAGUGUUGUUUUUUUUCCUUUUUUUUUUUUUUUUUCUUUUUUCCCCCACUAGGUAAAAGAAGCUUAACUGUUUUCCUUCUUGAAGAUCAUUGGAUUGGCAUCAUAUUAUAUGUUUAUUUACAAAAUAUUUUGGAAGACAACUGAUUUCUCUUUGUGUCUGGCUGCUGGAAGUUUCUGGUAGCCCUCACCCCCCUUUUUCCCGCUCUUCUACACAGUCCUACAACUCAUUUAAUGAAGGCUGUGUUUAGAGAUUUUUUUUUAUUUUUUUUUUUUUUUUUUUUUAAACUUGCCUUUUUCACUGUGCUGUCACAAAAAGCACAAAAGUGAAGUUUUAACCCUCCAUUUUAAACACACACCAACAUACUCACAAACAUACAUACAAAGAACAUAUUUUUCUUCCAAGUCCUUUGUUGCUUGGCUGCUUAGAGAUCUGGCCAUGCAUGAGCAAGAGAAAGCUUGUUGGUGAUUUAUAUCAGCACCACAGUGUGACGGAGUGGGGGAAAAUAGAAGAGUAUUUGAAGGCCUCUGUCAAUAUAACUCAUCGAGUGAGUGUUCCUUCAGGCCCACAGGACGAGCUGGUUGGAAGUGGGUUGAAAAGGGUGGACCCACUGAACCCAAACAGGAGGUAUCUGAGGGCCUAAUGGUGAAGUUAAGAAGUCAUUCAAGAAGAAAACUUGCCAGCCCUUAAAGAAAAUAGUGUCCGCAAGCAAUCUUCAUAUUUCCUGGAAUUCAUUUUGUACCAAAGCUCAGUCGUGAUGUCCAACCAAGGAAAUGAUUGUUACUUUUACUACUACUCUACGUGCACUAAGGGUGACAGCUGUCCAUUUCGUCACUGCUCUGCUGCAUUGGGCAGUGAGACCAUAUGUACCUUGUGGCAAGAAGAACGUUGCUUUAGAAAGGUUUGCAAGUUUCGGCACAUGGAGAUAGAAAAAAAGCGAAGUGAGAUCCCCUGCUAUUGGGAGAAGCAGUCUGCUGGUUGUCAGAAGGUGAACUGUGCUUUUCACCAUGAGAAGCCUCGUAUUAUUAAUGGACAAUUUCUUCCUGCAAGUAAAGCACAUCCCAAAAAAGAAGUAGAAGAGGAAGAGCAGCAACCCCCCCAAACUGCAGUUCAGUCAUCUGCACCUGCAAAUCCACCAAAUCCCCAGCUGCGUGGGGUAAUGAAAGCUGAGAAUUCCGAGAAUGUUCCUAGUCCUACUCAUCCCCCAGUUGUCAUUAACCCUGUGGAUGAUGAUGAGGAUGAUGAUGAUCAGUUGUCUGAGGAGGGAGAAACUGGAUUGGAAAGAUCAGAUGACCCACCAAAUUCGUUGCAGUUUAUUUCAGCAAGGUCAAUUGGAAAUUCAAAACAAGAUAGCACCUUCAAUUUUGGUAUUAAAACACUUGAAGAAUUACGACUCAAAAAGGCAGUGACACAGAGUCAAAAGAAAACUGGUGAUGGAUUGGAUUCUUUGAAUUCUGGUCAUGAGAAACAUCAGGCAGCCGUGGAGAAAGAGAAUUUGAGGACUGUGUGCCUGAGUUCUUCAUUUACCAAGGAAGAAGGAAUUCUGCCAGUGAAAUGCACCAUUGCACAACGGUUAAGCAAGAGAAAAGCUGAAAUUGAUGGGGAUGGUGUGGUAAUCAAAAAAGUUUUUCCAGCUGAAACCGAGAUAGUCCCAAAACGUAGUCUCAUGGAGAGACUAGGCCGGAAGCUGGAACCUCUUGAAGAUGGCACAGUUUCUAAAAAAGGUCCAAGUUCAAGGUCUAUCAAAGAUCGACUUGGUAUACCAGCUUAUGAGAGAACAGCUGAAACAGGCAUUUCAACAGAUAAUGGCAGUCCAGCAAAAUCAAAAGGUGAAAUCCAUGUGAAAACAUUGGAGGAAAUCCUCUUGGAGAAAGCCACCAAAUCACUGGGUAGCGGGAGCCGAAACAGAUCUGCUCAGGCUUCAUCCGAAGUUGGUGAAAUUCCUGGGCGGAAAACCCAAAAUUCUCCAAAUAAUAGAGUGAAAACUUUUUCAGAAAUGCUUCAUGCUAAGAAACACAGCAAAGAACACAGUAAAAUUGUUGGAAGUUCCCAAGCCGAGUUGAUGGCCUCAAAUAGUGAGAGGGAGAGUGAAAGCUCUUCUCCCCAAACUGAAUUUAUUGAAAAAGGUGCUUUAUGUACUGAGGAGGUUCGAGUAAAGACGCUAGAAGAGAUCCGCAAGGAGAAAGCAGCUCGCUUGCAGGCAUCCACUGUGGGUGGAAAUGCAGAAAAAAUUGUAACUUGCGAAGAUCAGAAAACUCAACCCAUUACCAAGAGGCGAAUACUAAGAAUUGGCAAGACUAUAGUACCUAUGAAAAGCGAGAAGAAUGUACAACAAUGUGAAAACAUGACUUCUGGGCAAAUUACAGAACCUGUAUCCAGUAUAUAUGAGAAGGUGUCAUCUUCAGUUGACAAAGUACAGGUCAAAAGCUUCGAGGAAAUAAUGAGAGAGAAACGACUACGGAAAUCUCAAGAAAUCUCUGGAAGGGAGGAACCUACACCAGGAAAAAAGGGUAUUGUUACGCUGUCAUGUGUCCAAAGGUGUGAAAUGCAGAAAGCUGAGACUACUCCAAUCCCUGUCAUGAAGAGUGAUACACUUUUAUCUGCCACCAACACUGCAAAUGAUACAGUCUCUGGCCCCAUCAAGAGACGGAGACUUGAUCCUGUGCUUCUUAAGCAGAACCAGAAAACCAAAGAUUCUUCAGAGGUACCCAACGUCAACCUAAAGAAGCCCUCCUCAAGCAAGAACUCUGAAAGUCCUGAAUUGCAACUUGCUUCUGUGCAGAACAGUGAGGAGUCUAAUCUCGCCAGUUUAGAAAUUGACAAUGGCACCAGCAAGGAUCAAGACAAACCUCAGCGUAUUACACAGAUGGAAAGGCUUAAAGCAGUAGCAUCAGAGUGUAAACCAAAAGUGAGGCCAAAACUGAAUGUGAAGCCAUCAGUAAUGAAUCCUCCUCCAGUGAGACUCGCUCAAAAACGCAAAUCCCUUGAGAGCCAGCCUUCUGCCAUUGCUGCUGUCAAGCCUCUUAACAGUGCUGCAUCUUCCAUGGAAAAUAAAGAAUCUUCUAGCUGCAUUGUGCAGGCACCAGGCUCUUCGGUUUCAUCUGAAGAUCAUCAGAUCAUGGUUAUAAAAGCACAGCUGGGUGAACCUCAACAGAAAAUAUCUCCUUUACAGAUUGCUCAUACAGAAACAGUGAAAAUUGCAUCCAGAGAGCCAGGGGUUCCAGAAAGCCCCUGUUCUCAGAAGUCAGCAUCCCAGAUGAAAACCCGCAGGCAAAGCUCUGCCUCUUCCCGGGUUCCUGUUGGGGCAGGGGGUCCUGCUGCUGUAGAUGACUUUGAAGAGUUCAUUAAGGAGUUCUCCGAUGACCCUCUAGAGGAUGAAAUUGAGCUAGACCCAGCAGAGGGAGAGGAUGAUCUACUUCUAGAGCUUUCCAAGAUAAUAAACAGUUAGUGGCAGAAGCUGCCACUUGGACACCCAAGUGAAAACAACCUCUGAAGCAAAUGUGCAUCUUUACUCCCAUAAUUCAUCCAGAAUGGGAUUUAUCUUUUUCCAAUUUUUGGGUGAUAAGAAUAAGUAGCAAAAAUUGAGGUGCUACAACUGACUAGUGACAGUUCAUUUGAGAAGUCCUAUGUUAAAUAUACAUACAAAGAAAUAAAAAAUUCUCAGUUUUUUAAUGAGAAUGUAUAUAUUUGCACUGCCUUAAUUGUUUUAGGCUUUUAAAAUUAAUCAUCUUUUGACACUGCUCCAUGAAGCCUUGGCUUACAAUUUUAGCAUCAUGUAUUUUGAUUUUGUAAACAUUUACCAAUUAAAUGUUGUAACGUUAGUAUUUUAUGUUCCCAAAGGGAAUAAUAUUUCAGAUGUUGCAGUGGGGUAAUCUUGGUAUGGCACCAGACAUUUUGAUACAUAAAAUAAGCCUACUGCUUUUUUCUUUUUUUUUUUUUUUGUUUGAAUGAGGGAUAAAAAAAAACAAAAUCAGGUGUCCUUUUUUUUAAGACAAUCUUGGGAGAAUGGUGUAAGGGGUGGAGAUGUUGCAAGUCAAUUUUUUUUCCAUCAGUGUAUGAUUUCACACCCCAUUUAGGAAUACUUUUACAUCUUCCAUAUAAAUACAUAUACAAUUCGGUAGGCUUUUGAAGUAAGGGAGUCGUGUUUUGGAGAUUUUUUUUCCAAACUCGGUCAUUUAGCACAUUACUCUUAAGUGAGUGAAAUAAUUCAUUUAUUUGUUAUUGUGGUUUGUUAUUAACCAUGUUGUAUUUUUUUUUUCUGAUUUAGGCCUAAUUUUAUUUGUUACACUACGUUUGUUUAUGCAUUUACAGUUUUAAAAAGAGGCAUUUCAGUCUCUCUGGUAUAGUAAUGACAUUAAACAAACUUAGCAUUUUAGGUAGCUCAUUUUAUGGACCAAUCCCUUUUUAGUAUGAGGCUUCAUUACUAGCCACUAGCUUUUUGUUGAAGUACAAUGCUUGACUUACAUUAGUCACUUUUUUGGGUCAUGUAAAACAUGCUGUGGUAGUUUUGUUUCAUAUGGUCCCUGUUGAAUAUUAACUGUAACAUGCAUUGAAGUUACAAAUUGUAAAGUUGUGUGUGUGUGUGUGUAUGUACACACUUUUGUAUAUAUGUUUUUUUAGAAACAUGUCUUAUUAGAAAACUAUAUCAAAUCUAAAGCUUCUCAGGGAAUCCACCUGCAAAAUCUAAUAGAAAGAAAAGGUGAAAGUUAGAAAUGCUUUACAGAAUCCUUUUGUGUGCAGCUGAUUAAGGAAAUACAUACAAGUAAUAUCUUGAAGAGCUAUACACAAGCUGAAACAGACCUUAUACUAAGCCAGGUUUUAAGCUCUUAAUUCUUUCCUUAUGAUUUCAGAAGUCUGAGACAACCUGAAUUAUUGUAAUGUGUGCAUAUGGAUUGUUUUGGUUUUCUUGUACAGUUCUACACAGCUUGUUUUAUUGUGCAUUCUGAAUCAUAUAUAAAUAAAACUAUUUUUUUAAAGCUAAAA